AUGUUGGCCACGCUUCCCUCAGAAUUAUUGGAUAUGGUAGUUGGCCAAUCGUUCCACAUCUAUAUCGGUCUCUUGUCCUAUCCGCACCCGGAGCUAUCGUUAGAUGAUUUAGUUGUGGGUUUGGAGAGGCUACCUUGGAAAUAUUUGAAGUACACACAAGAACUUGGCUUCAGUGUUCCGAUCCAUGAGCGAGUCGAAUCACGCUGUGUACACCACGGUGGCAAUGAGCGCUUCAGUGAUGAGGCUGUUCAGGGUGGGCUUGCUGAAUUUCUUACAGAUGAUGAGAAUAUGGACGAGGAUACAGAUCAGGGUAUGAACAAGAGCCGCAUCGUGGACCCUCUGUGUAAUUUGAGUUCCGCGUUGGGUUCUUUGAGGUUUCCAGAUGAUCAGCUACGCAGUUUCCGGUGGGAGGUAGGAACAUGUAUUCCAGAGGCUCUCUUCUGCGGCAACGAAUCGUUUUUCGGGAACCAAAGACAGGUUCAAUCCAUUACCUUGAUUACGGAUGGUGAAUGUGGUGCGACCAAAAACGUGCAGGACUUCGUGGAUCUUGUCCAAUUCAGAGAAUUACGGUCCCUUGAUUGGAGGGGUUUGAACCAAUAUAACGACUUCGAAUCCGUCAGAGAGUGUAUCAAAGUUCAUGGCCAUCAAAUACAAUCAUUGACACUUGACCUUUUGACCUGGGUUCGUGCGGAGAAGAUUUGGGCUGAUGGAUUCCGCCAACGGACUCCCCAGCGCACAAGAAUUCCUGACAACUUCUUCUCGCAAAAAGUGCUUAACGUCCACCCCCGAGACCAAAAUGUCAUUUUUGUGUCUCUCGAGAAUCUUCAACUAUCCGCUGUGUCUUUUUAUCAUACCGGCAUUGAAAUGGCCUAUGCUUACAAUAUCGAAAGCCUAAAGACCCUCAAAUUGCGGAACUGCCCGGGAUCUCUUGACUGGUUACGAAUGAUACUCGACUCUGUAAAGCCAAUGAAGUUGAGAUCCCUCAAACUUACUGUCGGUCUCAACAGUCUCGAUAGAGAUGCAUACAUGCAUAUUACGGACACGACCUGCAAUUUCAUCCACCAUAAUUCCGGCUUGGAAAGUCUCUAUCUAAUGCUCCGUGAGCCCAUUGAUUGGAACACUCUCACUGUAGUUUGUCAUGUCAUCGUCAUCUCAAGCACCUGGUGA
Molecule: messenger RNA, 1167 nt
Organism: Penicillium cinerascens
Lineage: Eukaryota; Fungi; Ascomycota; Eurotiomycetes; Eurotiales; Aspergillaceae
Exons: 4
Coding region: 1-1167 (388 amino acids)
Source: RefSeq, a predicted model, not a curated record